CAAAUACCGGCACCUGGCUGAGCGGUGGUGCCUGCCGGUUCGGGUGACGGUGGUGGAUUAUGACGCCAAGGAGGUGUCCAUCCGCUCCGGUCUGCGCAGCGCCCGGGAGCUGUCCGAGGUGUUGUCCGCCCCCCGGCCGCCCGCAGCCCGGGUCAGGUGGCUGCAUGUGGACGGGCUGAACUGGGAGGUCAUCCAGCUGCUAGCCCUCACGUACGACCUGCACCCCCUAGCGCUGGAGGAUACGGUCCACGUCCCUCAGCGCAUCAAGGCAGAUUUCUACGACUCAUGUCUCUACAUGUCCCUCAUCUACCUCUACCUAGCCAACGGAGCUUCAGAUACCGCCGCCGCCGCUGCCGCUGCCGCCGCCGCCGCCGCUGCUGACGGCGGCGGAGGCGACGAUGUUGACGCCGCCGCCGUCGUCGCCAGUGGCGGCGUCAGCAGCGACGACGAUCGUACGACAAAUCUUGCCGCACUCCGCACCCUCAGCGCCGUACGACGAGCCGAUGCCGCGGUUGCCGCCACCGGCGGCGACAUUGAUCCCUCGCUCAUUGACCUAGAGGGCACCGGCGGCGGCGCUUCAGCUUCCAUCUUCGCCUCCUCGUCUCCCGUGCUCCGGAACCUGCCUGCGGGAGCAGCCGGAGCCCCCACCCAGCCGGGCCCCGCACACUACCCGCUGCCCCUGCACCAUGGCUCUGUUACCGUAUCCCCCAGCGGUACUGCACUCUCCACCGCCGCCGCCACCGCCGCCGCCGCAACGUCCGCCGCCGCCGGUGGCGGCGGUCGUUGCCCCAAGCCCGCUACCAAGACCACCACUGGCAGCAGCGACAAUGCGGGCCGGAGCUGGUUCCCUUGGCGGCGCUCGCAGCCUUCGCAUCACCACCAAGAAGCUGCUGCUGCUGGCCAUGCGGCCAGUGCUAUCGGAGGCACUGCUGGUGGACCCACGGGUCGGCCCAUCCACGUGUCGGCGCAGCAGGUGUCGCUGUUCUUGCUUCGCGGCGAGGCGGGGCGGGCGGCCAACACGCUGAUCAGCGUGUUCCAGUCGGACGGGUCGGCGGUGGCUCAGCCCAUACUGGCGCAGCUGAGGGAGCCCAGGACGCUGGUUCGGGAGGCGGAGGACGCCUCCUUCCUGGCCAACCUGGUGAUCGAUACCCUGGUGGACCACAUCUUCCCCGUGGUGGGUGCCUAUCGGGAGCUGCUGGAGGGGUACGAGGCGGAGGUGAUGGCGGUGGGGGGCGGCGGCGGCGGCAGGGGGUCGGCCAGUGCGGCGGCGACACGGGAGCUACAUGCCAUGCAGCGCGACCUGCGGCGGAUCGACCGCACCAUUGCGCCGCUGCAGGCGGUUGUUGCCAACAUGGUUGCGCGGGACGACACGCUGGGGGAUGCAGCCGCCUCCGCCGCCUCCGCCGCCGCUGCGUCCCUCACUCCCGCCGGCGGCAGCAUCGGCAGCUUCAACAGCAGAUGGCGCUCCGGGACGCCCACCGCCCCCGCCCCCUCCGACACCACCACAUCAGCCACCGCUGAACCUACUCCCACAGCCCCCGCCACCACCCUUCCCGCACCACCACCACCCUCCUCCGCCGUCGCCGCCGUCCCCUGCCCGCUGCUCUCGCGCCUCACUCGCACCUACCUGGGCGACGUGCGCGACCACGUGGCCACCAUCUGUGAGGACCUGGUGAGUCUGAGUGCGGAGUGCGGUGACCUGGUGGGGCUCAUCUUCAACCUGGCCACCCACCAGCAGGCGCAGAGCACCCAGACGCUGGCGGUGGUGUCCACCAUCUUCCUGCCCAUCACGUUUCUGGCAGGGGUGUACGGCAUGAACUUCGACAACCUGCCCGAGCUGCACUGGCCGAAUGGCUACCUGUACUUCUGGGUCACCUCGGGGGUCAUCGUGCUGCUGUUCAUGUUGGCCAUGCUGCGAGCUGGGCUGUGGAACAUGUGAUGAGG
This is a messenger RNA of Astrephomene gubernaculifera, 1944 nucleotides long. The record is from the annotation of a GenBank genome assembly. NCBI's taxonomy places the organism in Eukaryota, Viridiplantae, Chlorophyta, Chlorophyceae, Chlamydomonadales, Astrephomenaceae.